Gastrolobium bilobum is the source of this 927-nucleotide messenger RNA. RefSeq lists its product as uncharacterized. The transcript is spliced from 7 exons. Lineage: Eukaryota; Viridiplantae; Streptophyta; Magnoliopsida; Fabales; Fabaceae. The record is from RefSeq and is a predicted model, not a curated record. Bases 90 to 776 code for a protein of 228 amino acids.
UUGGUUACCUUAUCUGCAUCAACAAGAGAGACAGACAGACAACCAGCAUAGAAAGAAAAAAAGUAUCUAUCUGAUUAUGUUGUGAGGGAAUGGCGUCACUUGGCACCCCUGCGCAUGUUAGCAACAAGAAGCCCUUGCAUUGUCCCACCUCGAAGCCGAAGCGCGUGAGGUGCGCAGUGUCACCCCCAGCAUGGCAGGAAGGCCGGCGCGUGGUGUCAAUCUCUCUAGUUCUCUCACACUUGCUUCUCAUUCCUAACCGUGCUGUUGCUGAAGGAAGUGUUUUUGAUAAGUAUGUUAAGAGAAAAAAGCUUGAUCCUCUGGAGGCUUAUGUACCAGCUGUCAUACUUACAGAGUUUCAGAUCAAGGACUUGGAAAAAACAUUAGAGGGUGAUGAACCCCAAUUUUCCUUCUGCCGAUCUCUACUUCGUUCUGGGCCUGCAGCUUCACUUCGUGUAAAUAUUCGAGCAGUGGCGCAGUAUGCAUCCGACAGUGGCAAUGGUAAAACUGCAUUCAACAAUGUUGAUGAUUGUCUGAGGUCACUGGAGGAACUUGAUUCCUUGCUUCUGCAUGCAUCAAGAAAGGAUCCUGAAGCCUCAGUCAAAUCAAUGAAGGCAAAAAUCAGUUCUGCCCUUAACGCUCUGGACAGCCUCUUACAAACUGUACCUUCGGAUGUGCUAAGGAAGGGGAAGGUUAUAGCUGAUUCAUACAGGGACCCGGAAGACGUGGAAACAGAGAGUUUGGACCCUGAAUUACAGCAAUUAGAAUCAAUACUAUGAAUAGUCAACAUACUUUUUCGCCUUUUGAGUAUUAGCCAGCAUAGUUGAGUUGAGAUUAUGGGACCUAUGUUACGAAAUGUUGAACCUUAAAAAACAGUUAACAAUGUGUAUUAAAAAAGGUUUUCACUUAUCGAUUAAUUUUCAAACUUCA